Molecule: messenger RNA, 4061 nt
Organism: Archocentrus centrarchus (flier cichlid)
Lineage: Eukaryota; Metazoa; Chordata; Actinopteri; Cichliformes; Cichlidae
Gene: rin1b
Product: Ras and Rab interactor 1b
Exons: 11
Coding region: 1-2373 (790 amino acids)
Biological process (GO): vesicle-mediated transport
Cellular component (GO): endocytic vesicle; cytosol
Molecular function (GO): small GTPase binding; guanyl-nucleotide exchange factor activity
Source: RefSeq, a predicted model, not a curated record
AUGCAGGAGGUGGGCAGUUCCCAGCGAGGCUCUCAGCGGGCCUUCAGCGUCCUGGAUCGUCUGCUGCUCACACAUCCUGUGUGGCUGCAGCUGUCACUCAACCAAGAAGCUGCCCUCUACAUCCUGCUCAGAGAACCUGUUGGGACAUUUUUAGUGCGCAAAUGCAGCUCCAGCCAGAGGAAGGUGCUGUGUUUCAGGGUGACAGCGGACAGAAGUGCCUCCUCUGUUAAGGAGUGCUUCAUCUGCGAGGAGGACUCCACAUUCGCCUUGGAGAGCUCAGCGCUCAGCUUCCCUGACUUGUGUCGACUGGUGGCCUUCUACUGUAUCAGCAGGGAUGUGUUGCCUUUGCCUCUGCAGCUACCUGAUGCCAUCGCUGAAGCGACAACACACAGGCAGCUGGAGGCCAUCUCACAUAUGGGACAAGACUUCUGGAGUUCACCAAGUGCGUCAGACAUCCAAAAUGGACCAAUAGAGCCAGUUGCAUCCACCAGUCAGGCCCAGACUGGGGGCCAGGACCGAUGUUCUCUUCUGUCAAGAGGCACACAAGGCAAACUCUGCUUCAUCAACCCGCUCUUUCUGCAGCUGGAGGUUUGCAAGCAGCCACAGCUCACAAACCACAGUGCCUCCAAUAAACGGCACCGCUUCAAGCGCAGCAUGCGGCUCCGGCUCUCUGAGUCCUCCAUGAAUCUGUCCCUAGAGGGGAUUGGUUCCUACUCCCCUCCCCCUUCGGUUGAGCAUCCUGGUGGGUCAGAGAGGCUGAACAAGACCAACACUAACUCACAGAGGAGAGUUCACGCUGGUGCGGGUGUCCUGAGGAGAACCCCUGCUGUUUCACCUGGAUCUGCUGAGGAGGAUGACCUGAUGUCUGUCUAUGUGCCACAAACAUCUGCUAAGGUGGAGGAGCCUCCAAAGCCACAGCAGUCCGGCCCAGCUGAGGAGCCAGGCAUCGAGGUGGCACUUCUGGCCCUGGAGCGCCGCCCGGCUCCAUCUUUGGCAGAGCUCGACAGCAGCAGUUCCUUCAGCAGUAUGGAUGAGGACAAUGACGAGGACACAGAACCAGAAAGCAUGGCCCAAUUCCAAAUGCACACCUACCAUCGCCCGCCGCUCUUGCGCUCUCGAGGUCGUGGCGGGCUGCACCGCAUGAGCGAGGCGUUUGUGUGUUUCUUUGCACCAGACAAGCGGCUCACUCGACUGGUGGAGGAGCUGUCCAGAGACAGGCGCUCAAUCUUCGGGGGUAUGGUUCAAGACUUCCUCCUAGAGCAAAGAGAGGUGCUGAAAUCCCUGACAUCCCCGCCUUCUGCAUCUUCCUCAUCACGUGUGACCUCUGUGCAGCUUCUGCAGGGUCUGCGCCUCUUUCUGUCCCAGGCCAAGUGUUGCCUGCUGGACAGCGGAGAGCUGGAGCCUCCCAUUGAAACCCUGGUGCCAGAGAAUGAGAAGGACCUGGCACUGGAGCGGGCCAUGUUCUCCUGCGUGCUCAGGCCUCUGAGGUCCCACCUCGAGAAAGCCCUUGUUGCGUUACACAGUCAGGAUGGCUCCACCCAGCGCCUCACCCAGAACCUGCUCCGGCUGAAAGGGGACGCUUCCAUGGAGCGGCUUGGUGUUCGGACGGGCGUCCCGGACAGCCGAGAGGUGGAGAGGGUGAAGCAGAAGCUGCUGCUGAUGCAGCGGACGCACUCACCCAUCGACAAGGUGCUGCUGCUGCUGCAAGUGUGCAAGUGUGUCCACAAGGCCAUGGGGUCCUUACACGGACAGGAAGUUGGCUGGGACGACUUCUUGCCAUCAUUGUCUUACGUGAUUGUGGAGUGUAACAAACCUCACAUCCUCAUAGAGGUGGAGUACAUGAUGGAGCUGCUGGAGCCCUCGUGGCUCGGAGGAGAGGGUGGCUACUACCUGACCAGCGUGUAUGCCAGCCUGUGUCUGAUCCAGGGCCUGGACAAGGAGCAGCCAUUCUCAGGCUGCCUGACGCCAGAGGUCCAAGAAGCGCUGAAAGAGUGGAGCUGCAGACGGAGCCGAGAGGCCCAGAGACAAAAAGAGAAUCAGCAGAGCCAAAGGUGCGUUCGGAUACUGUUCCAGGACGGGGAGCGGAGCGCUGUGCGGACGUUGCAGUGGAGAGCCGGGGAGACGAGCCAGGCCCUGGCGCAGCUGUGUGCCGCCACCUUCGGAGUGUCCGACCCGCAACAAUACACCCUGUACUGGCGCAGCGGCGGCGAGAUGAGGGCCCUGCCACCCCAGGCCCAGCCCCAGGACCUGGCCAGCCACAGCGAGGGAGGCCCCUCGCUCUCCUACCUGAGGACCGACCACGACUUCAGCAAGAUGCGGCGGCUCACCAGAGGUGGCGCCGUGGACCUGAGCGAGUCGGUGUGUGAGGAGUGAGUGGGAGGCAUAGAGGAAGGAGGAGGAAGGAGGAGGAGGAGAUGGAUGGUCGCUCUUGCGUUCUCUCUCUCUCUCUCUUUCUCUCUCUUGUCCUGUCUCUUUUCUCUCUGACGGUGUGUUGUGUCUCGUCGUGGGUCAGGACUUAUUGUGAAAAACUGCAGCCCUUCUCCAGACUAGGAGCAGAGCUUAAAUGGUAAACUCUUCCCUAAAUGGACCAACAUGCAGAACAGAGCAGGACCAACAUAGGAAGUGUUGCCAAAAGUUGUACUAUGUACCACUCAGUGUGGCUGCUAGUGUAAAGGAGUGUACUACUUGUGACAUGGAAAAUGUGUAAUAAAUGGAUUUGGUUGUUAUUUGAAACAUGAACCCAGAUUUAUACCAUGAAGCGAUUACAUCAUUAAAACAUGUGAAGAGGCUCGAAUCCAAAGACAAAUUCUGUGAGACUACUGUUGCCUGGAAACUAAUCACUUCCUGCAAGCACCCAAGAAGGCAAAUUGUCCACCGUGGUGAUGUAACCCUUUCACUGUAUAGUUCUGGGUGAAAAUUGGAUGUUUUAUUACUUUCAUUUUAUGUGUAAAAGUCUGCAGAUUGCUGGAUGGAACUAUGCUGUUAAAGGUGGGGACGCGAGGCUUUCUGUGCCCCCUCUCUCCCCCCCUCCCCAGUGACAGAGAGGUGAGAAAUGUUAUAGCCAAGACCAAACCUCAAUACCAAAGUGACAAAAAAAAAAAAAAAAAAAAAGAGAGGCCAUUUAGCGAUACAGCAGCUGUUUGCUUUGAAAGAAAUCGUGAGGGAAGCUUUAAAUCAGCUGUUUAUUUUUAGACACCCACAAAGACUAUUUUAUUUUUACUUCCUGAGAAAAAGCUCUCCUCCCAGCUUGCGUAUUCUAUUUAAUGGUUUUGGCAGGUGGAGUAAUGGGCGAGUAGGAGGGGAAGUGAUAGAAAGGCAUCAUCUCUCUGUUUUUAAACCAAGUGAGGGGAAAAAAAAAAAAAAAGAAGAAGCACAUCACAUCGACACACCAGGACAACAGAUUUACUGAAUGACUUGCGAAUGUAUUUAAAAUCUUUCUCAGUGUUUAUUCCUUUCAGAAUUGCAUUCAUUUCACGUUUCGAGUCACCGCUUUUGAGUUCUGCUGUUUCUCUUGGCCGAGCCUGUAAGCUAACUUUUUUUUUUUUGUCAUAAGUGGACUGAGAGGACAGUCUGACCAAUAAAACCAGGACCCUCGUGGCGACUGGUAGAAUGUAAAUGUACACGUCACCAGCCUCUGGUGACUUCCUGCUGCAAGUCAUCGCUAUCGACUGACUGUUCGACUCAGUGUCGUUAUCAAUUAUCAUGUUGUGUAUUUAAAACUAACUUUGAAUUGUUCAAUUUGUUGGGUAGAUAUCGAACCUAAGUGUGGAUUUCCGACAUCUCUGGAGUUUUUAAAAUCAGCCGAGGGGGUUCAUUUUUGAGAUGUGUUUUGAACAUUAUUGCAUGCUUUUUCAUUUUAACGUGAAGGUUCUGCGAAUGUGGUGUGUGUAUGUGUGUGUGUGGGUGUGCGUGUGUGCGUGUGCGUGUGUGUGUGUGUGUGUGUGUGUGUGCGUGAAGCAUGUGUUCAUUGUGAGAGCUCACUAUUUCUUUUCAGUGUAAAAACACAUGACUGUAUUUUGUCAGGUAACUCAGUAUCGCAAUAAAAAAAAAAUUGCAAUAUC